UUCUUUUGUGUUGGGAGCACAGAGAGCCUUUCCAUCAUGAGCUUUACUGGAAAAUACGAACUCCAGUCCCAGGAAAAUUUUGAGACUUUUAUGAAAGCCCUCGGGCUUCCCGAUGAACAGAUCCAGAAGGGCAAGGACAUCAAGAGUGUCUCAGAAAUUGUGCAGGAUGGGAAAAACUUCAAGAUUACCGUGACCACUGGCUCCAAAGUGCUGCACAACGAGUUCACCAUUGGGGAGGAGUGCGAGAUGGAGAUGCUGACGGGAGAGAAGGUCAAGGCUAUUGUUCAGCUGGAGGGUGACAACAGACUGGUCGCAAACCUGAAAGGGCUGAAAUCCGUCACCGAACUCAACGGAGACACCAUCACCAAUACAAUGACCAUGGGAGACCUCACCUACAAGAGAAUCAGCAAGAGAAUCUAGAGACCCUGCACAUGCCAAUCAUUUUACUGUGUAAAAUGUGUCCAUUAAAGUAAAAUUUGUAUUAAAGGCCUCUUCAUUAUUAUCAUCAACCUCUUUGCUGUUGCU
Molecule: messenger RNA, 525 nt
Organism: Fulmarus glacialis (Northern fulmar)
Lineage: Eukaryota; Metazoa; Chordata; Aves; Procellariiformes; Procellariidae
Gene: FABP1
Product: fatty acid binding protein 1, liver
Exons: 4
Coding region: 37-420 (127 amino acids)
Biological process (GO): fatty acid transport
Cellular component (GO): nucleus; cytosol
Molecular function (GO): fatty acid binding
Source: RefSeq, a predicted model, not a curated record